CCGCCGCGCGCCGGAAGUGGUGGCUGGAGCGGGAACGCUGAGGUGUCGGCCCUCCGGGCAGCGGCCCGGGGGCGGGGGCGUUGGUCAUGUUUCCCGUCGGGCCCGGUAGCCCCGGAGGGGACCUGACGGCCGGAACCGGGGCUGAGGAGCCGGCACCCCACGGAGGUCAGGAGGCAGCCGCAGGGCCUCUCCCUUCCCCGCCCGUGGCGCCACAGCCUGGGGCUGACGCAGCCCUUCCUCCGUCGCCUUCUGAGNNNCCCCGCCGCCCCGGCGGCCCAUCGCUACCCCAGGCCGCACGCGCCGGGGAGCUCGGGCCGCCCGGAGCUCUGGAGUCCUCAGCUGCUUCCGCCCAGGGAAAGCUGUCACCGCCCUCCCCGACGCGCCGGCGACACGGGCCAGACUGCAGGGCCGGGAGCCGAGGCCGGCACGGUCUCAGCACUUGCCUGGGCGGCCCUGGCGCCAGACUGUUCGGGUGGCUGAGAGAGCGCAGCCUGGGCCGCGGGCUGUUCGUGGACCCGGCGCGGGACAAUUUCCGCACCAUGACUAACCUCUAUGGUUCCAUCCAUCCUGCGGACUCGGUGUACCUCAGCACCCGUACCCACGGUGCCGUCUUCAACCUCGAGUACUCGCCCGACGGGUCAGUGCUAACAGUUGCUUGUGAACAGACUGAAGUUCUGCUUUUUGACCCUAUAUCAUCAAAGCACAUAAAAACACUUUCUGAAGCUCAUGAAGACUGUGUGAAUAAUAUCAGAUUUCUUGAUAACCGGCUGUUUGCUACCUGCUCUGAUGACACUACAAUAGCACUAUGGGAUCUAAGAAAACUGAACACCAAAGUAUGCACUUUACAUGGUCACACUAGCUGGGUGAAGAACAUCGAAUAUGAUACUAAUACAAGACUCUUAGUAACAUCAGGAUUUGAUGGAAAUGUCAUUAUUUGGGACACCAACAGGUGUACAGAAGAUGGGUGUCCACAUAAGAAAUUUUUUCACACACGUUUUCUCAUGAGAAUGAGAUUAACACCGGAUUGUUCCAAAAUGUUGAUCUCAACAUCCUCUGGGUAUCUCUUGAUUUUGCAUGAUCUUGACUUAACCAAGUCUUUAGAAGUAGGCAGCUAUCCCAUUUUGAGAGCAAGAAGAACUACAUCAAGUUCAGAUCUGACCACUUCGUCGAGUUCAUCUGGUCCUAGAGUUUCUGGGUCACCUUGUCAUCAUAAUGAUUCUAAUUCAUCUUCUGAGAAACACAUGUCACGAGCCUCACAAAGAGAAGGAGUUUCACCACGAAAUAGUCUUGAAGUCUUAACCCCUGAAGUUCCUGGUGAGAGAGACCGUGGAAACUGUAUCACAUCCUUACAGCUGCACCCAAAAGGCUGGGCCACUCUUCUUCGGUGCUCAAGCAACACUGAUGAUCAAGAGUGGACUUGUGUCUAUGAAUUCCAAGAAGGAGCUCCCGUGCGACCUGUCUCACCUCGCUGUUCUCUACGACUUACUCAUUACAUUGAAGAAGCCAAUGUAGGCAGGGGUUAUAUCAAAGAACUUUGCUUCAGUCCUGAUGGGCGAAUGAUUUCUUCCCCACAUGGCUACGGAAUUCGCUUGUUGGGAUUUGACAAACAGUGUAGUGAACUUAUUGACUGUUUGCCCAAAGAAGCCAGUCCCCUGCGGGUGAUCCGUUCUCUGUACUCUCAUAAUGAUGUGGUACUGACAACGAAGUUCUCUCCAACACAUUGUCAGAUUGCCUCAGGGUGCCUUAGUGGACGGGUUUCUUUGUAUCAGCCAAAGUUUUAGGCACAACUUAUCAAAUAAGGAACUCUUCUGGUGUUUGACUUAUAAAUUACUUCAAUUUAGGUGAAGUAUUUUCUUUUUAGAAGAUCUUAAAAGUCUGGGUGAAGAUCCUGGUUCUUAUGGGUCCAUGAACACACCUGUGACCUGAGUACUUGGUCGUCCAGCACUGUAGGGCGUCGCCAAGUCGGACUCUAUGCAGCAGCAUCUUUUGCAGCAUUCCUCAGCUCCUGCUGAUCUGUGCCACUGAACUCCAGUUCCUCUGGUGAUUUUGCAUGUUAGCUCUUGUCAAGUUUUUCUUUUCUUUCGUUUUUUGAUUUUGGUGUGAAUUCUGUGGACAUUUGGCAGGAGUUUGGGUUAGGUUAGAAGAAACCGUGACACUAGACUAAAACCCAGAAGUUUGAUAUUGGCAUACUGGUUGAAAAAGAAAUUUCAUCUUCAUUUAUCAGUAUACUUGGCCUUUUAAAGCUGCUGUUAUUUUUCUCUAUAAUGAGCACAGAUAAUGGCAUUAUUCUCAUAACUGUUAGAUAGUCUUGCAACAAAAUGUCUUUUAAGCUUCCUGUUAAAAUUAUACAUAUUUUUUCCUCAUGAGAGGGAUAUUUUUGUGAAAGUCUAGAAAAAAUAUUACCUCUCUUUGUAAUUUAACUUACUUGAUGAAUUUUAAAAUAUCUAGCAUGUGUCUUUACUUCGUAUUUUGUUCAUGUCAACAGCAUUAGAAAGAAAAAGAGGAAAAGGAAUGGGCUUUGGUCAUCUCUGUUGUAUAGAAGAGGAUUUAUUUAUUGGAUUAGUACACUUUCUGACUACAGUGAUGAAAACAAUGUGGCUCAGAUUUUCUAUUUUCUCUGCCAGACUAUUUGAAUCACACAGGAUGACAUUUUAUAGUAUUGGAGUGGAGGGGCAAUUGAGAGUAAAGGGGUGUGUUUUAGUCAAAUUUCUUCCUUGAGCCAAGUGGCAUGAGCUCAACUCUCUUAGUAUUAGUGAGAGGAGAGCUGCAGUCCUCUUCAAGCUGUUGGCAUAGCUGUGGUAGUCAGUGACUUGGAUGUUAAGACUAAGAGCUGAUAUGAAGACUUUUCGUUGUGUUUUGUUAUGGGAUGCAGCAAGUAAAAAGCAUCAAGCAGAGUUCAAGCACAAGGCUGACUGCUCUGCUGAAGUAAGAAGCUUACUUCUAGUCUCCUCCAUUUUGUAUGGUAUGUUGUUUAGAGGGAAUCUGCCAGAGACUGGGGUAAUUUAAGCCACAUGCUAGCUUUUUCCCUCUCUAUCACACUCUCUUAGGCUAGUCAUUCUCAAACAUUAGGGUACAUUAUAAUUAUUGAGGAGCUUGUGAAAAAUAUAGAAAACACCCUCAUCUUAGGAGGUUUUGAUUCUGCCAGGGAGAGGACAGGAAUCUGUAUUUUUAACAGGAACCCCAGUCAAUCUUUAUUCAGAUGGUCCCUGGAUCAUAGUUUGUAAAACACUACCUUAAACAUCAGUAAAUACUUCUGUACCCAUCAGGUGCUUAACACAACUCCCAAAAGGUGUUUUGAUUAUUAAAAAAAUAAUAAGUAAACUAAAGCAAUUUUAGAGGUAGAAAAUGCAAAAUAGAAUCAAUAUCAUUAUUUAACAAAUGAGAGAAGUUAAGUGACUUGUCUAAGGCCAUCCUGAAAAGUUAGUGGCAGAGCCAGGACUUGAAUUCAAGUCUCCUAAUUCCUUGCUCAGGGCAAUUUCUACUGUAUUAUGCUGUCUGUUAAAACAAUGACUUACAAACACUUUAUUUUGUCUUUAAGUUGUAUUAUUGUGAAUGCCCUUAAAACUGGCCAAUAGAUUGAAAAAGGGAGGCAUGGGAGUAGAAGCUGAGAAUUCCAGCCAUAAGAAGAAAAGUAUUUUAAAUCUUACAAAAAUGUUUAAGCAACCCAAAUACAUGAAUAAAAAUGACAUUUCUUUGUAGACCUACCGGACAGUCAUUCACACACAUGUAUAAAGACUACAUCUCACUUGGAACAAUGUAGGCUCUGGUACAAAUUUUAAAAAUUAGAUCAAUUUACCUUGGCUGUUAAAAAAAAUUAGAAACUUAUUAGUCAUCAAAAAAUUUACAGCAAAGUACAGUGAAACACAGGUUUGCCAUAAACUUUUUAAAAAACAUGUUUAAAAGAAAAGUUUUGGAGGCAAAAACACUCAGUGUUAACAUUAACUACUAACUACAAUGAUUGUAUUGAUAAUCCAAAGAAGUUUCUGUAAAUUGCAUCCCCUUUGGAGAGAGUUCCAUGUCAGAUGCCGGGCACACAUGUUGCCCAACUUUAAAUUUUAGUCCAUGAUUCUUUAACCAUUAGAGAGCACCUAGUAUGUGUCCAAUAAUGUAAAUACUUUACAACUAAUCCUCACAGAGACCUUGCAAGGGAGGUGGCAUAAGCACCAAUCUACUUUGGAGGAAAUGGAGGGUCAGAAAGGUUAAGUGAUUUGCUUAAAGUCACAGAGCUGGGUGGCAGCACUGGGAUUCAAACCCAGGUCUGUUUGUUUUAGUCCAAAGCCUGUGCUUGUUACUCUACCGUUUUACCCUUUAGUUUACAAAGGAUGAUAAACUGACCUGUUGAUUUACUUGUUUAGCAUCCUCUGGAAGUUCUUUUAUUACAGAGCUGGCUUACCUUCUGCUCCAUGUAAAAGAACAUUUACAAGAUUGACAGUUUUCAUUAGAAUUAAUACCAUAAACUGCUGGGCAUACAUACAGUCCAUUCCUAACUAAAAAACUUUAAGCAGAAUAAGUAGCUAUAAAAUGAAGAAAGAUGGAGGCUAAAUAGCCUUGUAUAAAAAUAGAGCCACACAGAUGAGAAUUAAAAAUUAAUAGCCUGCAAACUCAACAAAACCACCUUUGUUCUCUUUGAGGUAUGAUUAUGAUCAAAAAGUCAUCAGGGUUAUUAAUCAAGGAAUUAAAGGCUUUUAGGAAUGGUAUAUUAUUGGAGGAAAUUACAAUUUCACAUUUUACUUAGAGUAUAAAAUCUAAUCUGGAGUUUUUUACUCUAAAAACUCUAAAUUUUAUUUAGUCAUUUUUAUUCAUGAUAAUUGGUAAAUGUAUUAUAACUGGUAAUAUAGUACAAUUGUUGGUAAAUGUAUAAAUUAUACUUCUGUUUUAAAAAGCUUUCUGCAGAACAGUUAUUUAUGGCAAUGCUAUGUCAAAUGAGUUUAGGAACAUCAAAUAUAUAGUAGAAAAUAGUUCCUUAUUUUCAAUUGUGAAAAUGAAGUGGCUAAAGCAGAAGAGACCUCUAUUUUAACCUUUUGAAAAUAUGUGUGGUCUUUUUUCUCAGAAGCCCAAAGAAUAUAUAUAUUUUGUUAUUUUUCCUUGUUACAUCCCUGAGAAGAAGCUAUACCAAAAAUUUCUAAAAAACAAGCAAGGAAAAGGUAAAUCACGUUUCCCACUCCUCUGUCUAGAACCAAAUCACAUUAUACUGUUAGUAUUAAAGUUUUGUUUGCUAGAAAGUGCAAUAUAGGAAAAACAUUCUGAAAAUCUGUUAGAAGCCUAGUGUUUCCCAUUUAGUCAUAAUAUAUGGUGUUGGCAUCCACAGUAUGUUAAGCUUGGGUUUAGCAGAACUAUUCUGAUAAUUUACUGAUGACAAUCAUCCCUAUUUAGUGACCAGCAGUCACUGAGAGUUGUGAAAUUUCACUAAGUGACAGCCAGUGUUGGCCAUGAAAGAAAGCAUUUAUGUGAAUUUUUAGAUAACUAGUGUAUAUCUCUUAAGUGCCAAAAUUAAAAACUUAUAAUUAUUUUUGAUGCAAGUCUUGCAGAUAUGUUAGUAUACCUCCCUGCCGCCUUCUUAAACAGCAUGUUCGGUAUACACUUUUCACGAUAAAAAGUAAAAGUUAUAUUCAUGUGUCAUUACAAAUAUCCAAUGAGCUCUGAUUUAUAUAAAAUACUUCAUAAAAUGUAAAGGGCUAUAACAAAUGAGUUAAUAUCAAUUAUUAUAAAGUGAUUCCCUCAGCCCUGAGGUAUAUAUAAUCAUUUGCCUCAGAUUGCUGUUUUGUUUUUUUUAAACUCAAAAAUGUUUUAUAUCUGCUAAAUAGUUUGUUCUGUCUCUUACCACACUAUUAAAACACCUGCCUCUUAGGCUCUCCCACUUCCCUCUAAUGUGCUGUGUUCAUCUGCUGUGAGCUGGGACAUGCCAUAAUCAAGCCUGCUUAGUGCCUGCAGAGCUGGACAAGCUCUGGUGCAUAGUCUUUGAGACCACUCUUUUGGUUUCUUACCACCUUUCUGACAGAUUCACAAUAACCAUCUGGAUAAUAGAAGUUUCCAGUUAAAGCCUAGGCUAGUGGUUUUUUCAUUUGCCACUAAGUAAAAUACUACAAACUAAGGAUGUUGCUAGAUUAAGGGAUAAACAGCAAUGUACCAAAGAAUAGCAAAACAACAACAAAGGCUCUGCAUUUGCACAGGGGUCUCAUGCUUUUAAAAAAAAAAAAAGAAUGCAGGAGGGAAAAAAAACAAUGAAAAUCAGAUCUAGACAGACUUAAGAGUAUUUUUAAUGCCAUUAAACUUUGCCAAUAACCAUUAAAAUAUAUGCUUAAAUUAUCACAUGAUGUUACAAAGACACAGUUUAGUCUCAUUGUAGAAUAAGACUGUACCAAAAUUUAUACCCUAAAGAUGAUUCCUAAGAAUUUCUCCCAUUCAAAUGAUAAUGGAAAUUGUUAUCUAAAGGAAAGUCUCAAAUUUACCUGUAUGCUUUUGUUGUAAAUGAAUUAGCGAUAGAAAUAUGGGUUUUCUCAAACCUUGAAGGAACACAUCUCACAUACACACACCUCCUAUAUAUAUGUGUAUAUAAAUGUCACUAUAAAUGAAAAUGUCGCCCAGAGACAAUAAAACAAUUUUUAAAAUUUAAAUCUGGUCCAAAGUAUUUAAAAUAGAAUUUUCAGCUUUCCUAAGUUUCUCCCUCAUUUAGAUUUCAUGGUUUUUACAUUCAAGAUUGAAUGUUUGAAUUUUCUUUUAAAUUUCACUGCAUCUUCCAUUUCUAAACUAUGCUUUCUGGUAAAUUUUAGAUUCACAUUUUUGGAAAUUUGGAGUGUUCCAGAUAAUACACUAGACACUAGAACGUUUUCUCACUGGGCUCUGAGGUGCUGUAAGUUCUGUGCUAGACUGUAAGCUCCGAGAGGGCAGGGGCUAUUUUAUCUAUUCUGUACCCUCAUUGCCUGGUACAGGAUUUGACAGAGUAGCUGUUCACUGUUUGUCGAAUGAAUCAAAUGAAUCUUCACCUUAUGUGGCCUAAAGUUCCCAUGAAGCCAGAAUGUGAUGUGCUAAAAAUAUUCGAUACCAGAGGAAUUCAUUAUUUAUUAUUACAAUGAACAGACUGUAUUCAUCAAA
Messenger RNA from Pteropus alecto (black flying fox), 7092 nucleotides. It is a transcript of the gene DCAF10, whose product is annotated as DDB1 and CUL4 associated factor 10. The coding region runs from base 87 to 1781 and encodes 564 amino acids. Gene Ontology annotation, cellular component: Cul4-RING E3 ubiquitin ligase complex. The record is from RefSeq and is a predicted model, not a curated record. Gene Ontology annotation, molecular function: protein binding. Lineage: Eukaryota; Metazoa; Chordata; Mammalia; Chiroptera; Pteropodidae. The transcript has 8 exons.